Molecule: messenger RNA, 159 nt
Organism: Miscanthus lutarioriparius
Lineage: Eukaryota; Viridiplantae; Streptophyta; Magnoliopsida; Poales; Poaceae
Source: the annotation of a GenBank genome assembly
AUGGAGUGGCUCCAAGACCCUCUGAGCUGCGUGUUCCUGGUCACGCUGGCCGUGGUGCUCCUGCAGCUGCGACGGCGGGGCAAAGCGCCGCUGCCGCCUGGCCCGAAGCCGCUGCCGAUCGUCUACCGCUCACUUAUCAGCGGCAACAGUGGAAAAUAA